Plasmodium gallinaceum is the source of this 1485-nucleotide messenger RNA. RefSeq names its product vacuolar ATP synthase subunit b, putative. Gene Ontology annotation, molecular function: ATP binding; proton-transporting ATPase activity, rotational mechanism. The coding region runs from base 1 to 1485 and encodes 494 amino acids. Lineage: Eukaryota; Apicomplexa; Aconoidasida; Haemosporida; Plasmodiidae. The transcript has 2 exons. Gene Ontology annotation, biological process: ATP metabolic process; proton transmembrane transport. The record is from RefSeq and is a predicted model, not a curated record. Gene Ontology annotation, cellular component: proton-transporting V-type ATPase, V1 domain.
AUGAGUAAAGUACCAAUAAAAACAAAAAUAGAAGCAUCACGAGUAAAUGCAUUAGCUGCUGUAAGGAACUACAAAGUGUGCCCAAGAUUAGAAUAUAAAACAAUUUCAGGUGUUCAAGGACCAUUAGUAAUUAUAGAAGAUGUAAAGUUUCCUAAAUAUUCAGAAAUUGUUACUAUACAUUUGAGUGAUAAUUCAACAAGACAAGGUCAAAUAUUAGAAGUGUGUGGAAAAAAAGCUGUCAUUCAGGUUUUUGAGGGAACAAGUGGGAUUGAUAAUAAAAAUAGUUAUGUUGAGGUAAGUGGUGAUAUUUUAAAAAUGCCAAUAAGUGAUGAAAUGUUAGGAAGGGUUUUUAAUGGUAGUGGGAAACCUAUUGAUAAAGGACCUAACAUAUUAGCAGAUGAUUUUAUAGAUAUUAACGGUAACCCAAUUAAUCCACAAUGUCGUGUAUAUCCAAAAGAAAUGAUUCAAACAGGAAUUUCAACAAUAGAUGUUAUGAAUAGUAUAGUUAGAGGACAAAAAAUUCCUUUAUUUAGUGCAGCUGGACUCCCACAUAAUGAAAUAGGUGCACAAAUAUGUAGACAGGCAUCUUUAGUUCAAGGAAAAGAUGUAUUAGAUCAUUCUGAUGAUAAUUUUGCUGUUGUUUUUGGUGCUAUGGGUGUAAAUAUGGAAACAGCUAGAUAUUUUAGACAAGAUUUUGAAGAAAAUGGAAAAAUGGAAAGAGUUGUUUUAUUUUUAAAUUUAGCUAAUGAUCCAACUAUUGAAAGAAUUCUAACUCCAAGAUUAGCUUUAACGACAGCUGAAUAUUUAGCUUUUGAAAAAGAAAUGCAUGUUUUCGUUAUUUUAACUGAUAUGUCUUCAUAUGCCGAUGCAUUAAGAGAAGUUUCUUCUGCAAGAGAAGAAGUACCAGGAAGAAGAGGAUAUCCAGGUUAUAUGUAUAGCGAUUUAUCAACAAUUUAUGAAAGAGCUGGAAGAGUAGAAGGAAGAAAUGGAAGUAUAACACAAUUUCCAAUUUUAACUAUGCCAAAUGAUGAUAUUACUCAUCCUAUACCUGAUUUAACAGGAUACAUAACAGAAGGACAAAUAUUUGUUGAUAGAAAUUUAUAUAAUAGACAAAUUUAUCCUCCUAUUAAUGUAUUACCUUCUUUAUCUCGUCUUAUGAAAAGCGGUAUCGGUCAUAAUAUGACUAGAAUAGAUCACCCAUAUGUUUCAGAUCAAUUAUAUAGCAAUUAUGCCAUUGCACAAGAUGUGAAAGCAAUGAAAGCUGUUAUUGGUGAAGAAGCAUUAUCAAAUGAUGAUAUUUUAUAUCUAGAAUUUUUAGACAAAUUUGAAAAAAGAUUCAUUACUCAGAAUACAUAUGAAUGUAGAGAUAUUUAUCAAUCAUUAGACAUAGCUUGGGAAUUAUUAAGAAUUUUUCCUGAAGAUAUGUUAAAAAAAAUAAAAUCAGAUAUAUUAUCAAAAUAUUACCCUCGUCAUCAUGCAAAUUAA